GAUGAACUCCGAGAACAUGGUGAACCGGGAACAUAAUAAUCUCCGAAUCCCACCCACGAAGUUCAAGAAUCAGCAGCGCUUGCAAAGUCGCAACCUUUGGGGGUUAGGUGAGGGAUAGAGAAGCAGUUGGGCGUUCAACGUAGUUGUGGACCACUCACCCUGAGCUACACAACCUGGUGGGAGACUGGGAGAGCAGAGGUGAAAUGACUAGAAUAGCACUGGAGCACAUCGCCGGCGGUGUUUGGUCGUUUCCGGCGAACUGGUGGAAUGAGAUCAACGAAUCAGUUAAAUGGCAAGAUGGGAUCUUUUACUCACUUUGUGUUGCCUAUGGCCUCGUCUCCGCCGUUGCUCUUAUUCAAUUGAUAAGAAUUGAAUUGAGAGUGCCCGAGUUUGGCUGGACAACACAAAAGGUUUUUCAUCUCAUGAAUUUCAUUGUAAAUGGAGUUCGGGCUGUUGUCUUUGUGUUUCACAAACGAGUGUUUCUUUUCCAUCCCAAGGUCAUAACCACUGCACUGUUGGACAUUCCGGGACUGCUUUUUUUCUCAACAUAUACACUUCUAGUCCUGUUCUGGGCAGAGAUAUAUCACCAGGCUAGGAGUUUGCCGACUGAUAAGCUCAAAAUCUUCUAUAUAUCAAUAAAUGCGGGAGUAUACAUCGUACAGGCUGGUAUAUGGGUGUAUCUCUGGUUUAAUGACAAUCAUACCAUGGACGUCAUUGGAAAGAUCUUUGUAGCAGUUGUUUCACUUGUGGCAGCAUUAGGUUUCUUGCUCUACGGGGGAAGGCUUUUUUUCAUGCUGAGACGCUUUCCUAUUGAAUCCAAAGGAAGAAGAAAGAAACUUAAUGAGGUUGGAUCUGUGACAGCCAUAUGUUUCACGUGUUUCCUGAUAAGAUGCUUUGUGGUUGUGUUGUCUGCUUUUGAUUCUGAUGCAUCACUUGAUGUUUUGGACCACCCUGUUUUGAAUUUGAUAUAUUAUCUGGUGGUUGAGAUUCUUCCUUCUGCUCUUGUCCUCUAUAUCCUGCGCAAACUGCCUCCCAAGAGAAUCUCAGCACAGUACCAUCCCAUCCGUUAGGCGAUCAUGGUCUUUCGUCUAUUAAAUAGAAUGAAGAAAACGAAGAGCGAUGAGCAGGGUGGAGAGUCGACGAUGAACUUGUUUUCUGGGACAAGUGUGUUACAUUCAAUUGAUUUAUUUAUGUGCUAGAACAGAAGGCAUGUGUAACAAUUUUGCGUUUCGAGUGGUUCAUCAGCGCAAGUUAUAAUCGUUACUGUAAACCACUUUUCUCAAAGUGUUGGUCAGAUCGUUGUUUGUAAUUGUGCAAUGAUCUGAUCUCUUCAAUAACAUCUUCAUGGAUUCUUGUAUUUGCUAA
Molecule: messenger RNA, 1365 nt
Organism: Ipomoea nil (Japanese morning glory)
Lineage: Eukaryota; Viridiplantae; Streptophyta; Magnoliopsida; Solanales; Convolvulaceae
Product: tobamovirus multiplication protein 1-like
Exons: 11
Coding region: 204-1070 (288 amino acids)
Cellular component (GO): plant-type vacuole membrane
Source: RefSeq, a predicted model, not a curated record